Molecule: messenger RNA, 291 nt
Organism: Morchella sextelata
Lineage: Eukaryota; Fungi; Ascomycota; Pezizomycetes; Pezizales; Morchellaceae
Exons: 1
Coding region: 1-291 (96 amino acids)
Source: RefSeq, a predicted model, not a curated record
AUGCAGCCUACUAUUCUCAAGACGAUUGCAGUUCUCACCCUUCUCGCCGCGCCAGCCAUUACUAGUGACGUCAUCGGCACUGGCGAUGACAUCUUCGCGCCGGUAGCUCCCGUUACGCAUAUUGCUGGAAGAUCGCCCAAAGGUGGCAGAGGAGGAGGGAGAUCAUCCAAGUCCAGCAAGAAGUCUGGUUCAGCUGGGGGUACUAGUAAUAGCGCUGCUGCAGCCCCACUCGGGGUUGGAUUGGCUGCGAGUCUGAUGGUUGUUGCCGGAGUUGCUAAUGUUCUUUUGUAG